This is a messenger RNA of Ascoidea rubescens DSM 1968, 6624 nucleotides long. RefSeq names its product DNA-binding ATPase (gene MOT1). Gene Ontology annotation, molecular function: ATP hydrolysis activity; ATP-dependent chromatin remodeler activity; ATP binding. The transcript has a single exon. The coding region runs from base 1 to 6624 and encodes 2207 amino acids. NCBI's taxonomy places the organism in Eukaryota, Fungi, Ascomycota, Saccharomycetes, Ascoideales, Ascoideaceae. The record is from RefSeq and is a predicted model, not a curated record.
AUGUCAAGGCUUGAUCGUUUAGUCCUAUUGCUAGAUACCGGUUCUUCAAACUUUAUAAGAAACACUGCAGCUGAUCAAUUGGCUGAUACCUCAAAGAACCAUCCAGACGAGAUCAUAAAUAUCCUCGAAAGAGUCUAUCCAUACUUGAAAUCAAAAAAAUGGGAUACAAGAAAGGCUGCCGCAAGAGCUUUCGGUGGAAUUGUAUCCAAUGCUGAAAUAUGGGAUCCGAAUAAAGACGAUGACAACAAUGAUCAUGAUGCUGAAUUCAAUCCUAAAAAUGAAGUCAAAGAUGAAGAUAUAGAUCACGACAAAGAUAUCAAAAUGUCUGAUGACCAAAACCAAGAUCCAGAAAUUAAAAAAGAACAGCUACCACAUUCCAAAAUAAAAGUCGAUCCAGAAAUUAAAUCAGAAAUUAAAUCAGAAAUUGACAUCGAACAAGAAGAUUUGAAAAAAUUCCUUAUUUCUCAAAAAUCAAGCGUCAAUAAUUUUAACGAUGACUAUAUAACUUUCGACAAAUUUAUAUUAUCUGAUAUCUUUAAAAACGGCAAAACUUUAAACAAAGGCGAUAAUUCAAUCCAUCAAAUCAAGUUGUUUAAACCUGAUGAUAAUUUUGAAAAAUUAAAAUCACAAAAAUUAUCUUUAAAUGCAAGACUAGGUAUUAAUGUAGAUUCAAGUUUAUACAUCAAAUAUAAUCAAUUUAAUAUUAAUAACAACACUACCAAUAACAACAACACUAUCAAUAUUAACACUACCAACAAUAAUAACAACUAUAACAAUGACAACACCAACGCUAACACUGCCAACACUAAUACUACCAACAUUAAUACUACCAACACUAACACUAAUAUCAUUAAUACGAAAAAUAACUAUUCAAAAAUCAAUAAUUAUAAUCAAAUGUCUAAUUCUAACAGCCCGAUUAAUCUGAUCAAUCAAAAGUUUAUUCCAAGAAGAGACUUUUCAAAAGACUCCAUAAAGGACUCCAUAAAGGAUCCCAUAAAAUAUCAAAACAACAUCCCUAGACCUUCUCAUAAAUCAAAAUCAAAAUCUUCAACUAGACUAGAAGCAAUGGCAAGAAGAAGAGCCAAAGUUAAUGCCAAAAAUAAUUCAAACUCUUCAACUCCUGUAGAUUUAUCUCAAUCCUCAUUUUCAAGAGAAUUGGCCCAAAAUAAUAAAAAUAACAGCAAUAACAACAAUAACAAUACAAAUAUCAUUAAUAAUAAUAAUAAUGAUACGAACGAUAAUGUUAACACUAAUAAUAAUAAUAAUAAUAAUAAUAAUAAUAAUAAUAAUAAUAAUAAUAAUAAUAAUAAUAAUAAUAAUAAUAAUAAUAAUAAUAAUAAUAAUAAUNAUAAUAAUAAUAAUAAUAAUAAUAAUAAUAAUAAUAAUAAUAAUAAUAAUAAUAAUAAUAAUAAUAAUAAUAAUAAUAAUAAUAAUAAUAAUAAUGAUAAUGAUAAUGAUAAUAGCAACCAGAACAAUAUUAAUAAUAAUGAUAAUCAAAUAAAUAACAACCAUUUGAAUAAUCUUCCUAAUAAUAAUCCUAAUAAUAAUCCUAAUAAUAAUCCUGAUAAUAAUCCUGAUAAUAAUCCUGAUAAUAAUCUUCCCAACAAUAACGAUAUUAAUGAAAAAAUUAAAUCAAUCAAAAUCACUUCCCAAGCAGGCGGAGAUAAAUUGGUCCUUGAAUCAAAAUCCUUAGACCCAUCCUUAGAUUCUUCCUUCAUAUCAAGAGAAUCGAAAUACUCAAAAUUUAUUUGGCUAUUCCAGGGGGUCUUUGAAUCUUUAUUAUUCAACCUAUUCGAUCAAAGCUGGGAAAUAAGACAUGGUGCAGCUCUAGGCUUAACUGAAUUAAUCAAAAAACAUGCAAAAUCUGUUGGUAGAAUUAAAGGAAAAUCAAAAGCUGAAAAUGAUGAAAAAAACUUACUAAUUCUACAAGAUCUAAGUUGCAGAAUACUAAUACUAUUUGCUUUAGAUCGUUUUGGUGAUUAUGUCUCUGACAGUGUGGUUGCUCCAGUAAGAGAAUCUUCUGCUCAAAUUCUUGCUACUUUACUAAUUCAUUUAAAGGAUAAUGACGACUUGACUUUAAAAAUCUUCAAUUCUUUAAUCUCUCUCAUUUUACAAGAUCCUUAUCAAACUGGCUUGAAAUACCCAUGUUGGGAUGCUAGCCAUGGGGGUAUGCUAGGCUUGAAAUAUUUUGUAAAUGUUAGAACUGAUAUACUAUUUAAAAAACCUGAACUCUUUCUUGAUAAAAUCUUGAGAACCGUAUUAUAUGGCUUGAAAGAAUCCGAUGAUGACGUUCAAUCUGUCGCUGCUUCUACUUUGAUCCCCAUCGUAUCUGAAUUUUUAAAAUUAAAACCCUAUUCCAUCAAAUCCUUAUUACCUGUCAUAUGGGAUUGUUUAACAAAUUUAAAAGAUGAUCUAUCUUCUUCAAUUGGUUCGGUAAUGGAUUUAUUAGCUAAACUUUGCUUAGACGAAAGAGUCCUAAAUUAUAUGGAAAGCUACUCUGAUAAUGAAUAUCUAAAAUUUGAACAUUUAAUACCUAGGUUAUAUCCCUUUUUAAGACAUUCAAUCACUAAUGUAAGAAAAUCUGUCUUGAACACUCUCAUCUCUUUUUUAAAAAUUUCUCAUACUGAUAUUAAUGAAAAUAAAAAAUUUAAAUCAUGGAUAAAUGGGAAAUUAUUAAGACUUUUAUUUCAAAAUAUUCUAGUUGAACAAAAUAUCGAAGUCUUGAAAUUAUCAGUAAAUGUUUAUAACACUGCUUUAACUGAAAUUCAAAAACUUGAUACUAAUAAUUCGGGUCAAUAUAUUGAAUCCUUCUUUAACCAACACGCAGAAUCUUUAUUAUCUUUACUUAUGACUCCCAUUGGUAUUCCAAGGAAUCAUUAUCAAAUGGAUACAUCUUUAAUAAUGAGGCCAUCGGGCAUUAUGUUUUCUGCUUCAUUAUCAAAAUCUUUUCAAAAUCCAUCAAACAAUAAAAAUAAUAUUUUAAAUCCUACAGAUUUAAAUGGAGGUGUUGUUCCGAUAAAAAGAGGUAGAAAAAGAAAAGCAUCACCUCCAGAUUCAAAUGUUCCUGUUCCAAAUAAAUGCGAUAACCAUAUUAAUAUUGAUGCACCAAUAUUCAAUGGUGAUAUAAUACUACUUGGUGAAGAUAUAUUUAUAAAGACAAGAGUCGAAGCCGCAAUAGCGUUUGCUAAUACACUUUCAUAUUAUUCUUUAAAAUCCACCUUUUUAAACAAUAUUCUCCUGAAAUUAGCUAAACAGUAUAUGAAAUCUGGAUAUUCAAGUCCUAAAAUAUUAACCGGUGUAAUAAUCCAAGAAUAUUGUUUGUUUUUGAAAAAAAGAAAAUUGCCGAAUAAUUACUCGAAUUUGAAGCAAUUAUUUUUAUUAAACUUUAUAAAAGUUUUGCAAACACCUUCGGUAGAAUUGCCAUUUUUUACGGAAUUAGUACCAAGAUUAAAAACUUUAAGAAUGCAUUGCAUUUCUUUAUUUAAUAUUUUUAUUGAAAUUGGUAAAAUUAGUCCAAGUAAAAUGCCUAUAAUUCCAGUUGUUGUGCAAGGUGAAAAAGAAGCCGGAGCAAAUGCUUUUUCGAUUGAAGCUGCAGAAAAAUUUGCCAAUCAAACAUAUAAUAAACUUUACAAAUCUUUAAGUCCAAUGUACAGAAUUCAAGUAUUCAAGAUUUUGGAAGAGAAAAAAUUCUUAAUAUUGUCAACUAUAGAAGAUUGCAAAAAAAUAUUAAAUCAGCGUAACAUUGGAGUGUUAGCCUCAUAUGCUGCUGCUGCAUUAAAAGCUGAAGAAUCAUUGCCCAAGAAACUAAACCCCUUCAUAAGGUCGCUUAUGGAUAGUGUCAAAACAGAAGAACAUGAACUAUUUCAAGAAAGAGCUGCAGAAGCAGUUGCCAAUUUGGCCAAUAGUUUGCAAAUGGCAGGCAAAACUAAUGUCUCUGAUAAAAUUCUUAAAAACUUAUCUGCAUUUUUGUGCUGCGAUACUUCAGAAGUUCCAGAAUUUGAACCAAACAAACUAUUUACAGAAAACAUUCUUUCUUUGCGUAAAGAAGAAGCAAUUGUUGAUCCUUCUGAUAUUGCAGAGCAUGAGAAAGCAGUAUAUGCUGCAAAAGUGAAACGUCAAGGUGCUAGGUUUACCUUGGAUAAGUUGUUGCAAAUGUAUGGUUCUGAACUAUUUGUUAAAUCACCUAAAUUGAAAGAAAUUAUAUUACUAUCCUUGGAAAAUUUGGACAGGGAAUCUACUGAUCCAGUCUUUCAAAAUGAGAAAACUUGCCAAUCAAUAAUUGAUUCCUUUGGAAUAAUAAGGUCUUUAUUACCCAAUCUUCAUCCUGACAUAAUCCAAAACGAUAUAUUAACUGUAUUGCCUCAGAUUUUGAGGGGCUUAAAGGCAAAAUUUUCCGUUUUCAGAUAUGCUGCUUCUAAAUGUUUUGCUACCUUGUGUUCCUCUAUACCUUCUAAAGUUGUGCCAUUUCUUGUCAAAUCAGUUUUACCAUUGCUCAAAAAUUCUAGAGAAGUUAAAGAUAGACAGGGUGCUAUAGAAUGUAUAUACCACUUAUCAACCACCAUGGGUUCUGACAUAUUGCCUUAUGUUGUUUUCUUAAUUGUGCCUGUGCUUGGUAGAAUGAGUGAUUCAAAUAAUGAUAUUCGUUUGUUGGCCACAACGACUUUUGCGUCUCUCAUUAAACUUGUUCCAUUGGAAGCAGGCAUACCAGAUCCUCCAGAUUUGCCUGAUGAUAUUUUAAAAGGGCGUGAAAGAGAAAGAGAGUUCAUUCAGCAAAUGAUGGACCCAACAAAAAUAAAGCCAUUUGAAUUACCAGUUUCUAUAAAUGCCAGUUUAAGGCAUUAUCAACAAGAAGGUUUGAACUGGUUAUAUUUUCUUAAUAAGUAUCAUUUGCAUGGUAUUUUAUGUGAUGAUAUGGGUCUCGGUAAAACAUUGCAAACGAUAUGUGUUGUAGCAAGUGAUCAUCAUAUGAGAGCUGAAAAAUUUCAAGAGACUGGAAAAGAAGAAUACAGAAGAUUGCCAUCAUUGGUUGUGUGUCCUCCAUCUGUUAUGGGCCAUUGGGAACAAGAAAUAAAACAAUAUGCGCCAUUUUUGACUGUUUUAGUUUACGCUGGAAAUCCUCAAAUGAGAGCUGCUUUGAAAGGUCAAAUUGAUAACUUUGAUGUAGUUGUUACUUCUUAUGAUGUUACUCGUAAUGAUACCUCAGUUAUAUCUGCUCAUAGUUUUAAUUAUUGUGUGUUGGAUGAAGGCCAUAUAAUUAAAAAUGCAAAUUCAAAAUUAACAAAAUCGGUUAAAGCAAUUAGUGCAGAUCACAGAUUAAUUUUAUCAGGUACUCCUAUACAGAAUAAUGUUUUAGAAUUAUGGUCAUUGUUUGAUUUUUUAAUGCCUGGCUUUUUGGGAACUGAAAAAUUAUUUCAAGAGAAAUUUGCAAAACCAAUUAGUGCUAGUCGUAAUAGUAAGACAUCUUCAAAAGAACAGGAAAAGGGUGCUCUUGCACUAGAGGCGUUGCACAAACAGGUGUUACCAUUUAUGCUCCGUCGUCUCAAGUCGGAAGUGCUUUCUGAUUUACCUCCCAAAAUUAUUCAAGAUCGUUAUUGUGAACUCAGUGAUUUGCAAAAACGAUUAUAUAAGGAUUUUUCAACCAAGCAAAAAUCACUUGUUGAAGAAGGUAUAAAGCAAGCUUCUGAGCAGGAAGACACUAAAAAGACACAUAUUUUUGAAGCAUUACAAUAUUUGAGAAAGUUGUGCAAUCAUCCUCGAUUAGUUUUAACACCCAAACAUCCAAACUACUUAGAGAUUGGUCAAUAUUUAAACAAUAAGAAAAUGGAUAUAAAUGACAUUAGACAUGCUCCUAAAUUGCUAGAUUUGCAGAAUCUAUUGUUAGAAUGUGGUAUUGGAACUAAUGUUACAUCAUUGAGUCCAACAAAAAAUCAGCAGCAACAAGAUAUUAUAUCUGAUGGAGUUAUAAGUCAACAUCGGGCAUUGAUUUUUUGUCAACUUAAAGACAUGCUUGAUAUGGUUGAAAAUGAGCUACUACGUAAACAUAUGCCUUCUGUUACAUUCAUGAGAUUGGAUGGAGGAACAGAUCCCAGAGAAAGGCAAAGUAUUGUUCAGAAAUUCAAUUCAGAUCCAUCAAUUGACGUGCUAUUGUUGACCACAAGAGUCGGUGGUUUGGGGUUGAAUUUAACCGGUGCAGAUACUGUUAUAUUUGUUGAGCAUGAUUGGAAUCCAAUGAAUGAUUUGCAAGCCAUGGAUCGUGCUCAUAGGUUGGGUCAAAAGAAAGCUGUUAAUGUGUUUCGAUUGAUAACGAAAAAUACUCUUGAGGAGAAAAUCAUGUCUUUACAAAAAUUCAAAGUGAAUGUUGCAUCGGCGAUUGUGAAUCAACAGAAUACUAGUUUGACGUCGAUGGACACAAAUCAGUUGCUUUCGUUAUUUGAUGUUGAAGAAUCAGCGACCGGAACUUCAGCAGAAUCUAUCAACGAAAAGGAUGUAGCAUCAAAAACAGUGAAUGAAAUGGCUCUUGGAACACAAGCCAAUGCUGUUAUGGGUGAUUUGGUUGAGCUCUGGGACGAAGCCCAGUAUGAAGAAGCAUAUAAUCUUGACUCCUUUAUCAAGACGCUUCGAUAA